Anopheles cruzii is the source of this 816-nucleotide messenger RNA. RefSeq names its product spindle and kinetochore-associated protein 1-like. The coding region runs from base 1 to 816 and encodes 271 amino acids. The record is from RefSeq and is a predicted model, not a curated record. Gene Ontology annotation, cellular component: outer kinetochore; mitotic spindle; spindle microtubule. NCBI's taxonomy places the organism in Eukaryota, Metazoa, Arthropoda, Insecta, Diptera, Culicidae. Gene Ontology annotation, biological process: regulation of microtubule polymerization or depolymerization; mitotic cell cycle; cell division. Gene Ontology annotation, molecular function: microtubule binding. The transcript is spliced from 3 exons.
AUGGACAAAAUUCAGCAGAUUUUCGAGAAGCAAAUCGAGACUGUGAAGCGCCUCGAAUUGUUUUUAGACAUCCACACAUGCAAAAAGUUUGUGGUGCAAGAUUUAAACGAGCUGCAAAGCGAAACUCAAACCGCCGCGGACCGCCUCAACUGUAUUAGAGAAUAUCUCGAGACGGAUCGUAGAGAAAUGGUGUCCCAGUACGCUGAUGUUAUACGGAAGAUGCGCAUAAAUGAAAUGCUAAUGCUGCAUCUGCUAGAAGUUGGAGAGCCCGUUCGUCCCAAAACCGAAAUCGCUGAAACGCCUGCCAAACACAGAGCCCCAUUGAAAGAGAAAAAUACGGACAUGCCAUCAAAAAUGUAUCUUCUGGACUACUCGAAGUCCCCGUUUGUUUCGCGCACGAAGACGAAGAAAAUGGAAUUUCACGACUUUGAGUGCGACAUCCCGGAAAGCCAAUUUGAAACCAUUCCCAAAUAUUUGCGCGGCAGAAUGCAGCUGGCCGAGCUGAAGCAGUUUCUCGCAACGGAAGUAAUUAAGUGUUUCGAGGAAAAGUAUUCACUAAUGUACAAGACCCGCAAAGCUAUCGUAAACCAGCACGAUCUUGCCAUUUGGAAAGAGUACAACGUUCUGCAGACCCAUUUCCCUGACCAAAAGUUCAUCACACAGGAAGACAUUGCAAGGAAAACUGGGCAAAAAAUGCUGGACAAAAAAAGCUACACCAAGCUUCAAAUGUUGCGCCACCUUCACAUCCUCCAAGAGGCACGCUCUAACGGCGUAGUUUACUUCCUGUGGGUUUACCAAGCAACUGGAGCAUUGUAA